AGAGCUACGCGGCGAAUGGCGGAGACGCUGAGGCGGGUGCUAACCAGGGGCGGUGCGGCCUGGUCCGGGGAGGAGAACAUGCCUGCCGCCGGACCGCCUUUGCUGCUGCUCGGUACACCAGGAUCUGGAAAAACAGCGCUGCUAUUUGCUGCGGCCCUAGAGGCGGCGGGGGAGGGCCAAGGCCCAGUCCUCUUCCUGACACGAAGGCCUCUUCAAAGCAUGCCCCGCGGGACCGGAACGACUCUAGACCCAAUGCGACUCCAGAAGAUCCGCUUCCAGUACCCACCCUCAACCCGAGAGCUUUUCCGGCUCCUGUGCUCUGCCCAUGAGGCCCCGGGGCCAGCCCCCUCCCUUCUGCUGCUCGACGGCCUAGAAGAGUACCUAGCGGAAGACCCAGAGCCCCAGGAAGCCGCCUACCUCAUUGCCUUACUUCUAGACACAGCUGCCCACUUCAGCCACCGGCUUGGGCCUGGCCGGGAUUGUGGGCUCAUGGUGGCCCUCCAGACCCAGGAGGAAGCAGGUAGUGGGGACGUCCUGCACCUGGCACUGCUCCAGCGGUAUUUUCCUGCCCAGUGCUGGCUGCAGCCAGAUGCACCAGGUCCAGGAGAGCACGGCCUCCGAGCCUGCCUGGAGCCAGGCGGGCUGGGCCCCAGAACAGAGUGGUGGGUGACUUUCCGAUCAGAUGGAGAAAUGAUGAUCGCUCCGUGGCCCACCCAGGCUGGUGACCCCAGCUCAGGCAAGGGUUCAAGCUCUGGAGGCCAGCCCUGAGCUUUGGUGGGUGACUACCUCUCUGUGCUUCAGUUUCCCAUGGCUGGAAUACUUACCUCAGGGACAUAUGCAGAUCCAAAGACCUAAACAAUGUAAAGUGCUUUUUCUCUUUUAAAAGUAUAGCAUUAUCUUGUAUAUAUUUUACCCAAUCAA
Messenger RNA from Homo sapiens (human), 921 nucleotides. It is a transcript of the gene SWSAP1, whose product is annotated as SWIM-type zinc finger 7 associated protein 1. The transcript is spliced from 2 exons. NCBI's taxonomy places the organism in Eukaryota, Metazoa, Chordata, Mammalia, Primates, Hominidae. Gene Ontology annotation, cellular component: chromosome; nucleus. The record is from RefSeq and is marked validated. The coding region runs from base 16 to 768 and encodes 250 amino acids.